Nylanderia fulva is the source of this 2690-nucleotide messenger RNA. Its product is annotated as calpain-7. NCBI's taxonomy places the organism in Eukaryota, Metazoa, Arthropoda, Insecta, Hymenoptera, Formicidae. Gene Ontology annotation, biological process: proteolysis. The record is from RefSeq and is a predicted model, not a curated record. Gene Ontology annotation, molecular function: calcium-dependent cysteine-type endopeptidase activity.
UGAAAACUGCACUUUUUUUAUUGUUGAUUAAAAAAUCUGAAAUUACUUUGUUAUUAAUUGAUUUUACGUAAUUUUAGGAAAUUCGGAUUUCUUAUCUAUACGCAGCAAAGCGAUUUCAUCGUCAAUUAAGUUUGGAUUUCCUGGAUUUCUCUAAUUUUAUUGCCAUUCUACGUCACUAAAAUGGCACAAACAUUAGAUGAUGCGCUACUUGCUGCUGGCAGAGCUGUGCAAUCUGACAGAAAUGGCCAAUAUAAACAAGCCUUGUAUUAUUAUGAUAUUGCUGUAAAACUUCUUACUAAAUUGGAAUUGGAUGACAUGUAUGGAGAAAAGAUUUCAGAUUACCGAGAGAGGAUGUCAUCAAUACAGCAUCUUAUUCAUGAGGAGGAACAAAAGAGUCAUAAGCCAGAACCUUUACAUCAGUCUGAGUUACAAAGAUGUAAAUUUCUCAUGAACCAAGCAUUGGAUGCGGAUGAGGCAGGUUUAAAAGAUAUCGCAAUAAAGUUAUACACUGAUGCUGCUGAACUUGGUCUUAGUACAAAAACUGUUGAUGCAGAUGUAAAAGCAAAAUUGACAAAUCUUGUUAGAGUUGCUGUCGAGCGAGCAGAAUCAUUAAAAGGAAUAAAAGCUACUGAGGAUAACAGUAUUAUGAAAAGUCUUGCUAAACUACCAUCUGUACCAGAAACUAAUUUUCCAAGUAUUGAACAACCAAUACAACCCGAACAACCAGUAAAUACAUCAACUACUCCAGUAAGAAAUGCUAAACCUUCGCUUCAUCGGGGAAGCAGUGCUCAUCUGAAAGUAACUGGUGGUAAUACCAAUUAUACUGAAGAGGAGAAAAGAGUAUUGCUUUACAGCUCUCACAUAAAUGAUCAUGAGUUUGUACCAUUUAUGAAUAUUGAUCUUGCUGAAAAAUUUCAAUAUCAUAUUCCAUUUACUGACAAGGAUGGAUUAUUAGAACUAGCACCAAAGCAAAAGCCUGAUUUUGCUGGUUUUCGUCGACCAGAAGAAUUAUAUUCUGAUCCUAAAAUGGUCAUCGGUCAUCAUGUUGACUACUUCAGCAUAAAACAGACAGUAGUUUCUGACUGUUCUUUUGUUGCUUCGCUUGCUGUGAGUGCUCAAUAUGAAAAAAAGUUUGGGAGAAGACUUAUAACAUCCAUUAUUUAUCCCAAGAAUAAACAGAAGGAGCCUAUAUAUAACCCAUUUGGAAAAUACAUGGUGAAACUACACAUCAAUGGCAUUCCACGUAAAGUAAUAAUAGAUGAUCUUCUGCCUGUAAGCCGAUACAACCAAUUACUCUGUUCCUACUCUAGCAAUCGUGGAGAACUAUGGAUUUCAUUGCUCGAAAAGGCUUAUAUGAAAGUAAUGGGUGGUUAUGAUUUUCCUGGAUCAAACAGUAAUAUAGAUUUACAUGCCUUAACUGGCUGGAUACCCGAAAGAUGGGCGAUAAGACCAAAUGAAGCAGAUUUUAAUAAGGAUAAUCUCUUUGAUACUUUAUUAUUACGACUUCAUAAAGGAGAUGUACUAGUCACUGUAGCCACAGGAGAGUUAUCGGAUUUGGAUGCAGAUCGUACGGGCCUUGUACCGAGUCAUGCAUAUGCCGUUCUUGACGUGAAAAAGAUUAAUGGAGAAAGAUUAUUACAAUUAAAAAAUCCAUGGUCCCAUUUGCGAUGGAGGGGCAAUUAUUCGGAACUCGAUAUAAAACAUUGGACUUCAGCUUUGAAGGAAGCUUUGAACUACGAUCCAGAAUCUGCUUCGGAAUUUGAUAAUGGUGUUUUUUGGAUUGAUUAUGAUAGUAUAUGUCGAUUCUUUGAUGUAUUUUAUUUAAACUGGAAUCCAGGACUCUUUAAUUAUACUUAUUGCAUACAUCAAAUGUGGAAAGCUGGUAUUGGACCUGUAAAGGACGCAUAUAAUAUUGGUGAUAAUCCACAAUUUUCAUUAGAAGUACUUAGCAAAGGAUCUGGUGCUAUUUGGAUACUUCUUACAAGGCAUAUUACAGAUAUAGCAGAUUUCCGGCAAAAUCAGGAAUAUAUCACAGUUUUAAUUUAUCGUCAUGACGGAAAAAGAGUGUAUUAUCCAUAUGAUCCACCGCCAUAUAUUGAGGGUGUGAAAAUAAAUAGCCCGCAUUAUUUGUGUAAAAUCAAACUUGGAGAGCAAAGUGACACAAAAUAUACUUUGGUCAUAUCUCAGUAUGAGAAAACGAAUACAAUCUAUUAUACACUUCGUGCAUAUGGAACAUGUCGAUUCAUAUUGCAAAAAAUACCUCAAUUGUUUAAAUAUGAAAAAGAGGUAACAGGUCAAUGGAAGGGUAUUACAGCAGGAGGAUGUGGCAAUCAUCCGACAUACACGAAUAAUCCACGAUAUCAAAUAAUACUCGAAAGUGCUAAUAAUAAUAAUUAUUUAUUAAUUAUUUUGAAAGGACCUAAACAGUAUCAAAUAGGCUUUGACAUUAAUACCGUUGUAUUAAAUGAUGUAAAUGCAACGACUGCAUUUCAAACUAAAACUUCUGGAGCAUUUAGAUCCGGAUUUGUAUAUUUGGAACUGCAAGAUGUACCAGCAGGAACAUAUCAUAUUAUUCCCUCAACAUACAUACCUGGUCAGGAAGGACCAUUCUUUUUAAUUUCUAAGUCAUCUUGUAAUUUACAGCUUCAACUUCUUUAGCAAAUUAAAUAAAUUGUUGAACUAUAACUUUA